UCACGCUCCUCUGACGUGAUGAUGUAAUGCGGCCUGGGUUAGAGAGGAGGAAGAAGAAAAAUCAACAACAAGCCUGUUGGGUCAGUGAUCGACAGCGUCUAGACCAGUAGUCAAAAACCAGUCUAAUAUCACUCCCGAAGGCAAGAUGUCUUUGUUUGGGAAGUUGUUUGGUAGCAGUGGAAAAGGGGGCAAAUCUCCAAGCCCCCAAGAGGCGAUCCAGCGACUGCGAGAAACAGAAGAAAUGUUGACGAAGAAACAAGAAUUCCUUGAGAAGAAGAUCGAGCAGGAGCUUGUGACGGCCAAGAGAAACGGAACGAAGAACAAAAGAGCUGCAUUGCAGGCACUGAAGCGUAAGAAGCGCUAUGAGAAGCAGUUAGCUCAGAUUGAUGGCACUCUUUCUACUAUCGAGUUCCAGCGGGAGGCGCUAGAGAACGCUCACACCAACACCGAGGUCAUCAAGAAUAUGGGCUUCGCUGCCAAGGCCAUGAAAGCUGCUCACGACAACAUGGACAUCGACAAAGUGGACGACCUCAUGCAGGACAUCACAGAACAGCAGGAGCUGGCGCAAGAAAUUUCAGAUGCAAUUUCAAAGCCUGUCGGGUUUGGGGAGGAAUUUGAUGAGGAUGAGCUGUUAGCUGAACUAGAGGAGCUGGAGCAGGAAGAGUUAGAUAAGAACCUCCUGGAGAUCGGAGACAACGUACCAUUGCCAAAUGUGCCCUCUACAUCCUUACCUGCCAGACCAGCAAAGAAGAAAGAAGAAGAGGAUGAGGAUGACAUGAAAGACCUGGAGGCGUGGGCUGCCAAUUAAUGCUCCCCGAAACCCAUACACACUAUACAAGGCAUAAACCUCACUCCAAUACCUGUUACUAAAGGACCUGGAAUGUUACAGUAUGACGUCUUCAUAUUUAAACACACACACAAGAGGAAAACAAAAACAUAAAUAAAAAGACAAAUCUCCUUCAGGUCAACACACUCAUCUAAGCGAGUCUGAGAUCUUGCCUCAUUUCUCCUCAUCUCUGGACUGUUUAAACACGACAAAAGGCUUGUUGUAGAUCAGUGUUUGUGUGUUCAUUACCUCUAAAAGUAGUCUUAUAUUUUCAAGCUUCCAUCACAAGGAAUCCUCUGCUUGAUCUAAGAAACCAAUACUCACAGAAACCCUCUGCACGAAGGGGAAAGUGUCAUGUUUUUGGAGAGAACAUGUGGUAUAUUACGAGUUCAUUUGUUCGCAAGUUCUGUUAAAAGCACUGAAAGCCCCGUUUGAUUCUGUGCAUCGAGCGUUUCAGUGCAGGUGCUUCCCACGUCUAAUAUCCGUAGCGCCCACAGGACGUCCUAGAUUAGCACUUAGACUUUAUGAGUACAAGUCUUGCUUUCCGUUUCGGGACUGAGGUGGGCAUGAAGUUUUGAGGAUCCAUCUGAAGUUUGAGUGCUGCUGCAACUGUAAGGCUUUUACUGUACACAGCGUCUCUCUCUAAUGGCAUCAUGGUUUACAGUCUCCUGGCAGCAUGGGAUUCCUAUAUGGAAUAGGUCUCUUUACUUGAGAAACGUAUACUGUACUGUAUUUGAGAUAUUUCAGAAAUACCAGCGAUUGAUUCUAAGAUAUCUUUACACUAGAAUUGGUUUCUUGAACCUGAGUGUUUAUUAGGGAGAAAAGGGACAAGGUUUGUUGUAGAUUUCAGAUUGUUGUAUUAUAUUUGAGAUGUGAAUGCAUUCAAACAGAUUUGUUCAGACAGGACAGACUGCACAGAUUAUUGUAAUAUCAUGCUUUAUUUUACAGAGGGCACUGUUAUGAUGUUCUAGCACAGUGGAUUUAUUCAUUUUCCUCUCAUGAGUCUAUAAAUAAUUGUAUUAUUGAAUAUUGAGAGGUGAGAGAAGCACUAAACUUUAACUGUUUAUUUAUCGGAAAGUUUCAUUCACAAUAUUUAUUGUUUGACACUCUUCAUUUAUGUCCUUCUCUGCCUUUCAACCUUACACCUGCAUUAAAGUUUUGCCAAAUUAACAGCUCUUUGGAAUUUUAUUUGCGCAGUAGAUAUUCCUUCCAUUGUUUGCCUAAUUUUUCUUUCUUUUUUCACAUCACAUCAUCACUGCUCACCUUGAAAAUGAGUUUUUGUCUAUUGAAUAUGAAUUUGUAGAAACAGUGUCCAGGUAGGAGAAUAUUGCAGUCUUUCAGAGACAUCAAUAGAAUUUGUUAUGGCGCCAUUCUGUUUCUUUAUUGCAGGGCAAAGGAAAAUUAAGGCUUUGAAGCAACAUGCGGUGUGUAAUAAUGCAAACUGAUUUGUACAGGAUGUGAAAGACAAAGCUUUAAUACAUUUGUAUGUUUUCAUUAUCUUGUAGGUGCUGGAUUUAUCAUUGUUAUAUCAUUAUCGUUAUAAUCUCACUUAUUACUGUUAUUAAAAUAUUUUGACUGAGU
Molecule: messenger RNA, 2407 nt
Organism: Carassius auratus (goldfish)
Lineage: Eukaryota; Metazoa; Chordata; Actinopteri; Cypriniformes; Cyprinidae
Product: charged multivesicular body protein 4b
Exons: 5
Coding region: 146-808 (220 amino acids)
Biological process (GO): late endosome to vacuole transport via multivesicular body sorting pathway; vesicle budding from membrane
Cellular component (GO): ESCRT III complex; cytoplasmic side of plasma membrane; multivesicular body
Source: RefSeq, a predicted model, not a curated record